Molecule: messenger RNA, 992 nt
Organism: Eleginops maclovinus (Patagonian blennie)
Lineage: Eukaryota; Metazoa; Chordata; Actinopteri; Perciformes; Eleginopidae
Gene: anapc16
Product: anaphase promoting complex subunit 16
Exons: 4
Coding region: 193-519 (108 amino acids)
Biological process (GO): protein ubiquitination
Cellular component (GO): anaphase-promoting complex; kinetochore; cytosol
Source: RefSeq, a predicted model, not a curated record
CUCAAGAAAUCAUUAAGACAAGCCCCAUCCACAUUACUGUCAAAUCAGUAACAAGUUUGCCGUAGCUUAAAACGUAAAGUGCUGUCGUUGUCGUAAAGUACUGGCAACACAUCUUAACAAACAACAGAACCAACAGCACGGAGUCAAAGUCGAAAUCCAUUCAUAACGGAGACAUCUACUUUUUCUGAACCAAUGGCAGCAUCCUCCUCUUCCUCCUCUGCGGGAGGUGUCAGUGGGAGCUCGGUGACCGGCUCUGGGUUCAGUGCUUCAGAGCUCAUCCCUCCAAGGAAAGUCCUGUACACAUAUCCUAAAGGUGCAGGGGAAAUGAUGGAAGAUGGCUCCGACAGAUUUUUAUGCGAGUCAGUAUUCAGCUACCAAGUCGCCUCCACACUUAAACAGGUCAAACGUGAUCAACAAAUGUCUCGACUAGAGAAACUCGCAAGCUUGGUGGAAGAGCUGGAAGCAGAUGAGUGGCGGUACAAACCAAUUGAACAGCUAUUGGGAUUCACACCAUCUUAAAUGAAGACACCCAGAUGCCUUUAUUAAUAAAUAAGCCAAAUAAAAAGAGAUGGCUUAUUUCAGUUCAUAAAUUAUAUUCAUUCUUAAUGUUUCUAUUUCAUAUUAUAAGUGUGGAAUAUUAUCUGGAGAUACUGAGUGGGAGUUUUAUUAUUUAACUUUACCUAUUGUAUGAGUUUUAUGUUACAUUUUACCCAUACUCUAAGAAACCGCUGUUAUUAAAAAUCCCCUCAUUAUAUUUUUUACUGACAAAACAAUACAAAAUGUUUUUGAUAGAUUUUUUUUAAGGUUAGUUAAGAUGUUUUGGCAAUCCAAUUCACUUUCAGCCUCUGUGUUACAAAAGUUAUUAUUUCCACAUGGCUGCACUGUAGCUCAUAAAUCUAAAACCAGCUGCCUGCUCUCUCCUCACUGCUGCUUGUUCCAACAGCACUUGCAGCAAAACAAAGAGGGCUUGUAAAUAAAGUCAUACUUGGAUA